This is a messenger RNA of Microcebus murinus (gray mouse lemur), 2894 nucleotides long. RefSeq names its product cilia and flagella associated protein 58 (gene CFAP58). The record is from RefSeq and is a predicted model, not a curated record. NCBI's taxonomy places the organism in Eukaryota, Metazoa, Chordata, Mammalia, Primates, Cheirogaleidae. Gene Ontology annotation, cellular component: cytoskeleton.
GCGACAGGAGGACGCGCCGAGCGCCGGGUUUCGCCCGGGGCGGGCGGUAGAGACAGCGUGUCGCCGCUUUUGACGCUGGGAGUAGUGCACAGCCCCUUCCCCAGUCUCCGGCCCGGUUUCUGCGAUCUCCAUAGCAGCCUCUGAGGCCGCCCCCAGAGAGCGUCGGGAUGGCGGAGGAAAAAAAUGAAAAGCUAGUGAUGGAAGAAACUGCAUUUGAAGAAAUUGAAAAGGAUUUUCAUGAGGUUCUCAGUGAACUAUCAGGAGACAAAAGUCUGGAAAAAUUUAGGGUUGAAUAUGAGAAGCUUCAUGCCAUCAUGAAAAAGUCUUAUGACAAUGAAAAGCGUCUGAUGGCCAAAUGCAGAGAGCUAAAUGCAGAGAUCGUGGUCAAUUCCGCGAAGGUCGCCACUGCCCUGAAGCUCUCUCAGGAUGAUCAGACAACCAUCGCAUCCCUGAAGAAGGAAAUUGAAAAGGCCUGGAAGAUGGUGGACGCAGCCUAUGAUAAGGAGCAGAAGGCGAAGGAGACGAUUCUUGCCCUGAAAGAGGAAAUAGUGAACCUGACCAAGCUAGUCGAGCAGGGGUCUGGACUGUCACUGGACCAGGAUAGCAAUAUCCGAGAUUUACUGAAGUACAAAGAUGAAGUGACAAAAGAGAGAGACCAGCUCUUGUCAGAAGUGGUGAAAUUACGAGAGGCCUUAGCUCAGAUCACAGAACAGCAGCAAGAAACGGAGCGAUUAAAAGAAGAGGCUGAGCAGACCAUAAGUCAGUAUGAACAAGAAAUCCAGCAACGUCAGAAUGAAGCUUCGCGGGAGUCUCGGAAGAAGGAAAAGAUAGAGAAAGAGCUCAAACAGAUUCAGGUGGACAUGGACAGCAAGCAGGCAGAGAUGAAGGCCCUGCAGCAGUACAUGCACAAGAGCAAGGAGGAGCUUCAGAGGCUGGAGCAGCAGCUGAAGGAGCAGAAGAUACUGAAUGAGAGAGCUGCAAAGGAACUCGAGCAGUUUCAGAUGAGAAAUUUUAAACUUCAGCAAGAAAACGAACAACACAGUUUGGUUUGUGAGCAACUAAGCCAGGAAAACCAGCAGAAGGCGUUGGAGCUCAAAGCCAAAGAGGAAGAAGUCCAUCAGAUGCGCCUUGACAUUGGGAAGCUCAACAAAAUCAGAGAACAAAUCCAUAGAAAACUGCACCAGAUUGAAGAUCAAAAGGCAGACGUCGAACAGCAAAAGGAAACCCUAAAAAAUCAGAUCUUGGGACUAGAGCGAGAGGUGGAGGCUUCCAAAAAACAAGCAGAACUUGAUAAGAAAGCAAUGGAUGAGCUUCUGCGAGAAAGGGACAUACUAAACAAGAAUAUGCUUAAGGCGAUCAACGCGACCCAGAAGCAGAUAGACCUGGUAAAGCUCCACGAACAAGCCAAGAGGAGCUUGGAGGAGGAAAUCCAGAACUACAGGGAAGAGGCUCAGAAGCAGAGAAAGAUCAUCUUUCAACUGGAAAAGGAGCGCGAUCGGUACAUCAACGAAGCCAGUGACCUGACCCAAAAGGUCCUUAUGAACAUGGAAGAAAUAAAAAUGCGUGAAAUGCAGAUUUUUGACUACAGGAAAAAAAUAGCUGAAUCGGAGACCAAAUUAAAACAGCAACAGAACCUGUAUGAAGCUGUGAGGUCAGACAGGAAUCUUUACAGCAAAAAUCUGGUUGAGGCUCAGGACGAAAUAACAGAAAUGAAGAGAAAGUUAAAGAUUAUGACCCAUCAGGUUGAUCAACUGAAAGAGGAAAUCUCUGCCAAAGAGGCAGCACUUGUGAAGCUGCAUCUGGAACAGCAGCGAAUAGAAAAGGAAAAGGAAACAUUGAAGGCUGAGCUGCAGAAGCUGAGACAACAAGCCCUGGAGACCAAACACUUCAUUGAAAAGCAAGAAGCUGAAGAGAGAAAACUCCUGCGGAUCAUUGCCGAGGCCGAUGGGGAGAGGUUGAGACAGAAGAAGGAAUUAGACCAGGUCAUCAGCGAGAGAGAUAUUUUGGGGUCUCAGCUUGUUCGCCGCAAUGAUGAGUUAGCGUUGCUCUACGAGAAGAUCAAGAUCCAGCAGUCAGUGCUGAAUAAAGGCGAGAGCCAGUACAACCAGAGGGUGGAGGACAUGAGGAUCCUCAAACUUGAGAUCAAGAAGCUUCGGCGGGAGAAGGGGAUUCUUGCCAGGAGUGUGGCUAAUGUCGAGGAACUCAGGCAGGAGCUUUUUCACAUGCAAAGAGAAUUCUUGAAGGAGAGGACACGAUGCCGAGCCCUGGAGGAGGAACUGGAGAACCCCUUGAAUGUGCACAGAUGGAGGAAGCUCGAGGCCAGCGACCCUAGUACCUUUGAGCUGAUUCAGAAAAUUCACACCCUGCAGAAGCGUCUCAUCAGCAAGACUGAAGAGGUGGUUGAAAAAGAGCUGCUCCUUCAGGAAAAGGAGAAGCUCUACGUGGAGCUAAAGCACAUCUUGGCCCGGCAGCCAGGGCCUGAGGCUGCGGAACAGCUGCAGAUCUACCGCCACACGCUGCGGGAGAAGACCAAGCAGCUUAAGGUUUUGUCUUCGGAAUUGAAUAUGUAUGAAUCGCAGAGCCAAGAAUACAAGUAUGAGAUUGAGAAACUUACCAAUGAACUGCUGAAUUUAAAGAAGAAAUAUCUUGCUCAGAAACGUAAAGAACAGAUUCAGAAAAACAAGGACAGAAUCCCCAUGGAGAACACCUACGCAAUGGCCAAACAAAGUGUCACUCGUUUUACAGGUGGCGGAUUCCCUCUCAAAUCAUCAAAGGUGAACACCUAACUCAAAAUUGGGGUCCAGUUGAACAGCUCCUGAAAUUUGCUUUGGAACAUUUUGGAGGAAUCUCAAAUCCCUUGGAUCAUAGAGUCAGGUGCUCAGAUUCCAGGAUGG